UAUAUUUCUCUUUCUAAACCGCGGGAGCAAGUAAGCGCGCACUAUAGCUCAACGACCGGCAAACGACGAAGCGACUCUAACACGAUCGAUUCGAUGUUGCCGAUUCGUGCAUUCCGAGUCCCUCGCUCGUUGUAAGCGCACUUGUCGCGAUGGUGUUCAGCGAAAAACUAGAUAUCAAACUUAUAAAACUUGUGAAAAGCAAUCCUGUGCUGUACAAUACUAAUGAUGCCCGGUAUAUGGAUUUAAAUGCCAGGGAGGUGACCUGGCAGAAGAUAGGAGACGAACUAAAGCGGCCUGCCGCAGAUUGUAAAGUAAGGUGGAUACACAUAAGAGAUGUACAUAGACGUAUAUUGAAGAAGUACUUAAAUAAUUCUGGACAAAAACAAAAGCCCUAUAAAUAUGAAUCCGCGCUAACGUUUAUGAGGCAUUACUACAAAGAUAUGUCGUUACCGCAAGAAGAAUUUGAAUCAGAUGAUAACAAUGAUAAUGACGACCAAGUAGAAAAGGAUGGCAGCGAUGAAGCCACAACAGACAGUGAUGUAUCAACCAAGCCUGUUAAAAAGAAACAAGCGAAAAAAGCAAAACCAAAUAAGAAAAAAAAGAAAAUUAAUGUAAAAACGGAAUUAAAUAGCCCACAGCCAUCAAGCUUAGACAAUGUAGGAGAACCCGAGCUAGAUCCUAGAGACCCAAUCGAUGCAUUUCUGCUGAGCAUCGGAGCGACAUUGAAGUCUUUCACGCCGUAUCACCUGAAUCUAGCAAAGAGCAAAAUAUUCUCCGUCGUACAAGAACAUGAGCUGCAGCAGAUCGUACAGCACGAGCGACCUGACGCCCAAACAUGUGAUGUCAAAGUAUUAUCUACAUCCAGCCAGAACCACACUGUAUACUUAAACAAUUGUUAACAUAAAAUUUAAAUAAGACUGUAUCAGACUGUAAUAAUAAAUAUGAUAAGAAUA
Molecule: messenger RNA, 953 nt
Organism: Pectinophora gossypiella (pink bollworm)
Lineage: Eukaryota; Metazoa; Arthropoda; Insecta; Lepidoptera; Gelechiidae
Exons: 2
Coding region: 150-899 (249 amino acids)
Biological process (GO): regulation of transcription by RNA polymerase II
Cellular component (GO): transcription regulator complex; nucleus
Molecular function (GO): DNA binding
Source: RefSeq, a predicted model, not a curated record